GGGCUCGCGCGCGCGGCGGGGCGACGCGGCUGCCGGCCGCCUGGCUCGGCUCGGCUCGGCAGGCAGGUGGAGGGGGAGCAACAAGUCCGGCGGCGGGGGGGCUUCCCGCGCCGCAAGCCUCUCUGACAAGUGGCAAAACGAUCGCAGAGCACACUAGUCCGUCCGAAGGGCGUUCCUGCGGGUGGGUGCAGGAGCGGGGGGCUCUCCCCGCGCCCGGCCCGGCCGCCUGCUCGCUGCCCGGCCGGCGCCGCGGCGCCCCGCCGCCCCCCUGCCGCGGGCUGCCUCGCCACCCGCUCCCGGGCGCGCCGGGGAGGCUGGCCAUGAAGGCUCCGGUGCGCGCCACCUCUUUGCCUUGAAAGUGUGUAGCCCGGCUGCCGGCUUUUCUUGUAUUCAUUGCGGGUUUUUUUUCCUCCUUCUUAUUCCGCCUUUUUAUUAUUUAUCUUGUCGUACUUUGUUAUUUUUGUUGUUGUUGUUGUUGCCGCUGUUUGUAAACUAAUUGCCUCCAUGGGGGGCGGAGGAAAGGAAAUAAAAGCUGUCGCAGCUGAAGGGUGCAAAAGCAUGCUGGGGAAGAGCCAAGAAGCCACAGGACGGGAUGGCAGCGGCAAGCUCGGCUGCGGCGGGGACCGCUGCCCGGGCCGGACCGCGCCGUGCGGCUCGGCGCUGGCCGCGCUCCUGUCGGCGCUGGCGGCGGCCUCCUGCGUCUACCUGGGGGCGCGGACCAGCGACCUCCAGGCGAGGGUCUCGGCCAUCGAGGGCGCCCGCGGGGGCCUCUCUGCCGCCGCUCCGCUCCCGCCGCUGCCCGGCUUCUCCCUGGAGCAGCUGAACGCGAUGAUGCAAGAGAAAGUGGAGCGACUCCUGGCCCAGAAAUCCUAUGAGCAUUUGGCAAAAAUAAGAGUAGCGAGAGAAGUACCUCCAGAAUGCAACUGCCCACCAGGUCCUCCAGGGAAACGAGGUAAGCGAGGCAGAAGAGGAGAGACUGGACCUCCUGGUCUACCAGGGCGAAAUGGCUAUCCGGGUCCGAUUGGUAUGGAUGGAAAGCUGGGUCAGCCUGGUCCUCAAGGCCCUCCUGGUCCAAAGGGCGAGAAGGGAGAUCAAGGUGAUCAGGGCCCUCGGAUGGUGUUUCCUAAAAUCAAUCAUGGGUUUCUCUCUGCUGAUCAGCAGCUCAUUAAACGCCGCCUCAUUAAGGGGGACCAAGGACAAGCUGGACCCCCUGGGCCUCCAGGGCCUCCAGGACCCAGAGGUCCCCCAGGAGAUACUGGCAAAGACGGUCCUCGAGGGAUGCCUGGCAUACCGGGGGAGCCAGGAAAACCAGGUGAACAAGGAUUGACAGGACCUCAGGGGCCUGCAGGACAAAAGGGUUCUGUUGGAGUGCCUGGUGUUCCAGGGAGAGACGGACAAGUGGGUGAACCAGGUUUGCCUGGUAUAGCAGGAGAGAAGGGAGCAGCAGGGCUUAAGGGUGACCCUGGAGAGAGAGGAGAAAAGGGUGAUGCUGGAGAACAUGGACCCAAGGGUGACACAGGAGAAAAGGGUGACCCUGGUUCUUCUGCUGCAGGAAUUAAGGGUGAACCUGGUGAAUCUGGACGGCCUGGACAAAAGGGUGAACCAGGUCUUCCUGGGCUUCCUGGACUCCCUGGGAUAAAGGGUGAACCAGGUUUCAUUGGUCCACAAGGAGAACCUGGGUUACCAGGGCUACCAGGAACAAAGGGUGACAAAGGGGACUCAGGCCCCUCUGGGAAGGGUGAGCGAGGUGAACCUGGAGUUCCUGGACCAAAGGGGAAAACAGGUGAACCUGGAUCUAGAGGCCCGAAAGGGUCAAAGGGUGAUACAGGUGGCAAAGGUGACACAGGAUCUGUAGGUCCACGGGGGCCACCUGGACAGAAGGGUGAUCAAGGUGCAACAGAGAUAAUUGAUUAUAAUGGCAAUAUCCAUGAAGCUCUGCAGAGGAUUACCACCCUAACUGUCACGGGUCCACCAGGACCACCAGGACCCCAAGGACUGCAAGGGCCAAAGGGUGAACCAGGAUUCCCAGGAACUCCAGGAGUUGAUGGGGAACAGGGUCCUAAAGGCUCAAAGGGGGAUACAGGUGAACCUGGAAUGCCUGGAGAAAAGGGAGGAAUUGGACUGCCUGGCUUGCCAGGAGCCAAUGGUAUGAAAGGCGAAAAAGGAGAUAUUGGUUUGCCUGGUGCCCAGGGCCCUUCGAUCAUAGGACCACCUGGACCGGCAGGGCCACAUGGUCCUCCAGGCCCUAUGGGACCUCAUGGACUGCCUGGCCCAAAGGGUGAACCAGGGUUAAAUGGUCUUAAAGGAUUGAAGGGUGAAGCAGGUCAAAAGGGUGACAGAGGGCCCCUUGGUCUUCCAGGAGCAUCUGGCUUAGACGGAAAGCCAGGACCCCGGGGUAUAGAUGGCCCAGCUGGUCCACAUGGCCCUGCAGGUCCUAAAGGAGAGAGAGGUGAAAAGGGAACUGUAGGUGACCCCGGACCCAGAGGACCAUAUGGCUUGCCUGGCAAAGAUGGCGAGCCUGGCCUUGAUGGUUUCCCUGGUCCUCGAGGAGAAAAGGGUGAUAUAGGAGAAAAGGGAGAAAAGGGGGAAAAGGGAAAGAAAGGCAAAAAGGGGCCUAAAGGGGAGAAAGGAGAACAGGGUGCUCCUGGAUUAGAUGCACCUUGCCCAUUGGGUCCUGAUGGAUUACCAAUGCCUGGCUGUUGGCAAAAGUGAUGACUCUAACCUUACGAGCAUGAAGUUGUGUAUAUAGUGCUCCACUUUUUGUAUUUAUAAUUGAAAAUUGAAAAUUUGAUUUUACAAGUCUGAGAU
Dromaius novaehollandiae (emu) is the source of this 2808-nucleotide messenger RNA. RefSeq names its product collagen type XXV alpha 1 chain (gene COL25A1). NCBI's taxonomy places the organism in Eukaryota, Metazoa, Chordata, Aves, Casuariiformes, Dromaiidae. The record is from RefSeq and is a predicted model, not a curated record. The coding region runs from base 505 to 2712 and encodes 735 amino acids. The transcript has 41 exons.